GGAGGUGUUUGAGGACCAUGGCACCAGCACCUGGCACAGCAGCACCACUACGUAGGCAGGAAGGUAUCGAAGUUGGCUAGUUUCCUGGCACUGCAUUGUCUCCUACUGUCCGCCAGACAAGGGAUGGAGCUUUUCGCGAAUCUAUUACCCGGUGUUAGACGCAGGCAAAGAGUACGCUUGGUGUUGAUGGAAAGCUGACGUGCUCGUAGGAAGGUAGUUGUUGGAGGCAGACAUGGCUGAAGCCGAGGAGCACUUGAUAUAUUACGCCGCUAUAGUGUAUCGCGGUACUGUUCUAUGCUCGCACAGCAGCUUUCCUGGGGACUGCACCGCCAUUAUUGCAGAAGCAAUGCGACAAUUGCCCGAUAACGUCUCCAGCUAUUCUCGGCGUUACGAUGGGACCAUGCUCGCAUUUCUCGUGCGAGGCGGGGUCGUCUACACCCUCGGCGGCCACGAAGCCUUGGAAAAAAUCCGCGCUUAUGAGUUUCUGGAGCAGCUUCGCGCAAUACACGUCCUCGCAGCAACCAAAGAUGGAAUUUUCUGCAAAGAUCUCCUCACCAGCCCAUACAACCACGCCCUUCAAAGGCUCGGCGCGCGUAUAGGCACGCUCACAGCAGCCGUGCGCGGCCCAAUACCCCCAAGGCAGCCGCUGCUUGUGUACCCAGACGCUCCCAAGGCAUACUUAACCUGCCGCUCCAGGGACGAGCUUCUGGCUAAGUCUCCCGUGCACCCACGAGCUGCUACAGCCAGAGCUGCUGCUGCUGCUGCUACAGCCAGCGCCGCUCCCCCUGCUACAGCCAGAGCUGCUGCCGCAGCUACAGCCGGCGCCGCUACCCCUGCUGUGUCUACAGCCGGACAGAGGGAAAGGGAGGUGAGUGGAGGAAGGACCGAGCUACAGUUGAGGCUAGGGGGUUUAAGCGGUGAAGGGGAUAGAUGGUUGUCGGAGACUGGGAGGGGCAUGGGGCUGGGCCUAGAGAGUGGGGAUGGUUCUUUGAAGGUGGAGAUAGCUGAUAGCAGCAGCAGCGGGUGUGAGGUAGAGGAAGAGGAGGAAGAGGAGGGGGAGGAGGAGGACUUUGUGUGGAAUCCGCAGCAGCUGCUUCAGAAGCAGCGGCUGCAGACACGGCAGAGGCAGCAGCAGCGACAUCAGCCACACUUGAACCAGCCGUUGCUGCUGCAAGAUGAGGAGGAGACGGAGCGGCAGGAGCAAGGGAAGAACCCUCUAAGCGACGCUGGAGACUCGCCGUUGAUUAGCCCCCGGCCCGAAUGGGCGCGUCAGCUGGCCAUGCUCCGGAAUGGCAGCAGCAAAGACACACGUGCAAGCAGCAAGACGAAGAAUCAGGGCAACGAGGCGGCCACACGUGUAGGCAGCAAGGCGAAAAGCCACGGCACGGAGGGGGAGAUGCGCAUGGGGGGAAGGAGAAUGCAGGCCCACGAGGAUGCCUGGGACGAGCGGAACGCUGGGAGAAGAGGGCGAAAUGGGACGGCCGUGGGACCAACAGUAGCAUCAGGAGCAUCAGGAGCAGCGGGAGCAGCGGGAGCAGCGGGAGCAGCAGGAGUAGCUGGAAGUAGAGGCAAAGCCUCUCCCGUCUCUUAUGGGCGAUGUAGGUCCUUGUCAUUUGGGGCAAUCAGCACCAGUCGGCAGCAGGCUGAUGUUUACGGGAAUGAUGGAGAUUAUACAGACGAUAGUACCGAUGACGGUGAUGAGGCUGACCAUAACGAGGAUGAUGAUGGGAAUAGUGACAAUAAGGAGGUAAAGGAGGCAUGCUGGUCAGGAGGGAGAGGGAUGGUGGCGGAUAAAGGUUCUCGUGGAGGAAGGCAGGAGACCCAAUUUCACUUCCCCAGAAAGCGUGUAGCAGGGUCCUUGUCCCUAUCCCACCUAGACACCCAGUUUUCACACUCGGAUUCCGAAAGCACAGAAUCUAUGCCGGAUGCAGGGGAUGACUCCGAGUCAGACUCCCACUCAACCGCUGCAUGGAAAGCACGCACGGUGGAGCAACAGGAGGGAAGGGUUAGACGGGCGGCUACUGAGUCCGGGCAGCUGAAGAGCCCCUUAGGCCAGUCUAUCCGCACCAGGACCGGCUCUAGGAUCGGUUCUUGGAAGGGUACUGAUGCUAGAAAUGGUGCUGGGGCUGCUGCUGGGGCUGGUGCUAGGGCUGGUUCUAGGGCUAGUACUGGGACUAGCAGUACUGCGUUCACGAAAGGGCACAUAAAGAAGUCGUAUUCCCAGGACUACACCAUGCAGGUAUUUCGGAGGGAGGAGGUAUCAAGCGUACAGAGGGAGAGGCAUGGGAGCGUGUCGCACUCUCAGCUGGCUGGCGAAUGGAGCUCCAGCGCAUCCCCCUCCAGGCAACUCUGGGAUUCGGAGGUUGCAAGCAGACUGGCAGCAGUGGGUGCUCGUGUGCUGGCAGAAGGUGGAGAGGGACGAACAGGGGGAGGGCGAUCUGGGGGAGGAGGAGCUGGUGCGCGUGCGCUGGCGGGAGGGGCAGUUGGAGCAACAGUAGAGGCAGGAGUAGGGGCAGGGGGGGUCAGGGCAGGCUUAGUAGGGGCAGAAGCAGGAUUCUCUAGAGAUGGUUCCGGAGAUGCUUUGUUUGACGAUAUCUCCGAGGGGGAUGAGGACGAUUCAGACGCGUUUGAGUGGCGACCCUCGAUGCGCCGCGCACGCAUGCUGGGCUUGGCCCGGUCCACGUCAGCAGCCUCCUCUCCCACGUCAGCAGCAGGCUGGACAGGCUGGCGCGGGUUCAGUCAGCAUCAGCAGCAGCAGCUGCAGCAGCAGCAGCAGGAGGGGACACAGGCUUGCAGGCAAAGGUCCCGUCAGAAGUAUCCCCAGGAGGAGAUUUCUAGAGAGAGGCCGCAUUCAGCAGGGGCAAGAAGAGAGAUAUAUGGGGAGAGGGGAUCAGCAGGACUUCUAGGGUCAAUUGGGCCAGCAGGGUUAGCCGGCCGGAGACCUGGUUCGGCUUCUGCUGUAGACAGGGAGAGAGGCAUGGGGAGCGGGAGAAGAGACAAGAGAAGAGGGGCGGAUUUGCCUGGGUCAAGCCGGGAGAGAAAAGAGGGUGCUGUGAAGGUUGCUCGAGCCAAUGUUCCUGCCUCGUUGUCUUUAGGCGCCGGGGCUUCGUUGUCGCUGGGUGAUGGUGCUUCGUCGCCUCUUGGUGCUGGCAUCUCACAUGGCGCUAUUCCCCGUCACAGCAGUGUGGGUUCUGGUGGCAGGCGUGGUAGCGGCGAUAGUAUUAGGUCUGGUAGUGCUGAUGGUGGGAGGCUCGGCAGUGUGGGUUUUGGUGGCAGGCAUGGUAGUGGUGAUAGUAUUAGGUCUGGUAGUGCUGAUGGUGGGAGGCUUGGCAGUGUGGGCUCUGGUGGCAAGCGUGGUAGUGGCGAGGGUAUCAGGUCAGGUAGUGGGGAUGGUGCAAGUAGGGAAUCAACGGGGGUCAGUAGUAGGAUAAGUGGAGCAGGGGGGGGAGGAGGUGGGGAAGAAUGGGGAGAUGAAGGGGAUUGGGAACGAGGAAGAGUGGGAAAGGGAGGAGGAGGAGGAGUUAGAGAAGGGGGUGAUGGUGGGAGGUUGAAUUCACCUCGCCUGGUCACAAAAGGGAGUGCCAGGCGCACCAGAACAGGGGUGUCACACAGUGCCGAGUUCAUCUCUCUUAGGCACAUCAAGGGGCUAUACACAGGCAGCAGCGGCAGCAGCGGUGGUGGCAGCGGUGGUGGCAGCGGUGGUGGCAGCGGUGGUGGCAGCAGAGGCAGCAAGGGUCGGUGCACAGGCAGAAGAGAUGAGGCCGGUUUUGACCGAGCUAGACGCACAGGCAGCAGAGGCAGGCAGGUGAAACCAGAAGGCAACGAUGCAGAUGCCGAGUUAGACUCACAGCACCCCUCUCGGCCAUACCCUACCUCGCAUCCCUUUCCUGCCUCUUCAUCUGUUACACUCAACACCACCGCCCUUUCCACUGCUGGCCACUCAGCAGCAGCAGCAGCAGCAGCAGCAGCAGCAUCAUCACCAGCAGCACCAGCAGCAGCCGCAGCUCUCUUCUCUUCUGCCCGUCGCCCGCACCCGCCUUUUAGCCCCCGCACCGCUCCCACCUCCCCAUCCUCCUUCUCCCUCGUCUCCCCCCGCACGCAACAAUCAGAGCGCGAGGAGCAGGCCCUAGCAGCCAAAAAGGCCCAGUUGGCAGCAUUCAGUCGAUGCGUGAGCACAGGGCACGGGGAGGAAGAGGAGCGAGGAGGGAGCAGCUUGGGUAGGAGUGAGAGUGAGAGUGGGGAGGAGUCUCGAUGGGAGAGGGGCAGGGGAAGGGACAAGGACAGGCAUAGGAACUGGGGCAAGAGCUAUUUCCGUGAGUUGAAGCCACCCGGCGUGUUUGCGAGAUCUGUAGACACCACUAGCAGUGUUGUUGACGAUGGCUCCGGCAGUGGUCGUAGCCUUCUUGCAGAUGGCACUAGCGCUGGUGGUUACGCGGAUCACGAGGGUGGUUACUCAGCAGAUGGCAUGGGAGGUUAUGCACGUGAGCCUUGUGUGUUCUCACCUGUGGCAGAGGACGAGGGGCAAGACCUCUCCUCCUCUUCCUCCUCUGCUGCAUCCCUCUUCCUUCGCUCCAUGAGCUCCGGCCGUGCGGAGGAUCUGCUUCUGCAGCAGUUUCACCGCCACCUCUCCCCUGAAGUGCGCCCGGGCACAGGGGGGGGCGCCUGGAGCAGCAGGCACCGCACAAAGGGGUCACUCGGAAAGGGGGCAGCAGUGGGACAGGGCCGGGAAAGGGGAGAAAGGGAUGGGCGUGGAGGGGAGUUGGAGCGAGGAGGAAGCGGAGGUGGGGCCGCGGUAGGAGGAGCAGCAGCAGCGGCGGCGGCAAGAGGAGGGGCGUUUGCGAUGGGGCGGGCACGCAGCAGCAGCUUCAGUGGCGCUGCUGGUGGUGCCUUGGCAGGGAGAGGAGGCAGCAUGUGGGGGGAGGAGGAUGAGGGAGGUACACCUGGAGGAGGCACACCUGGGGGUGUGACACCCAGGGGUGGCACAUCUGGGGGAGGUACACCCAGGGGAGGCGGAUACGGCAGUGGGGCGAGCAGUGAGGCUGAGAGUUCUGGGUCUGUGAUCGAGCGAGGAGGAGGUGGUAGUAGAGGCAAGAGAGGAGGGGGGGGUUUGGGGAGCGGGGAUGGGAGUGAGGGCAGCGGGGGGCCGAGAUUAACAGAGGAGCAGAAGCAGCGGUGGCAGGAGUAUCAGCAGCUGCUGCCGCCGCUGACCCUUCCACCGGUGCUAGAACGCAGGCUGAAAAUGCAGGAGGCUGUUCUGAAGAGGCAAGAGGCUUUGCUUCGGGAAGAGUUGCAGCAGCAGAAGCUGCUGCAAGAGCAGAAGCAAGUGGAGGAGAAAAAGCAGUUGCUGGACCAGCAGCAGAUGGGGAGGCAGCAGCUUGCAGACCAAGGGGAGGCAGGACUUGUUGUUGAAAAGCAGAAGCAAUCGGAAGGUGGGCCAGCUGAGGAGAACAAUGGGAGGGAAAAGCAGCAGCUAAAGCCACAGGAAGGCGAGCAGCAGCAGCAGCAGCACCAGCAGCAGCUGGCACAGCCACAGUCACAGCAGCAGCCGAUACUCCAGCCCCAUCCGCCCCAGAAGCCACGGCUGGAGCCGCAGCCCCCCCAGCAGCCCAGGAAGGAUCGUGACCGUCCGUUUGUGCGGCAGAGGAUCUGCCACUCGGACGAGUUCAUCCGCCUGCCAUCUGGCAUGACUGCCAGCGGGGGCGGCAGCCUUGUUGGCCUGUCCACGCGGGCGCACCGCGUGGCAGCUGCUGCCACGUCAGCAGAGUCUCCAGCGGGCGGCGGAGCGGGCAGCGGAGUCGGAGGAGGCGGGGGAGGAGGAGAAUGGGGAGAAGGAGCAGGAGCAGGAGGAGGAGGGGGAGGUGGUGGUGGUGGUGGUGGUGGUGGUGGUGGUGGGGGUGGUGGUGAUGGCGGUGGUGGUGUUGGGGGCAGUGGGAGUGGAGCAGGAGAUGCAAGGGGAAGAGGGGCGAGAUGGUCGAGGGAAAUCCCAAUAUCUCUCUCCGGAUCAGGCAUUUCGACAGCAGUGCUCAAAGCACAAUCUGAUGCCAUGACACAUAGCAUGACACAUAGCAUGACACAUAGUAUGUCACAUAGCAUGACACUUACCAUGACAGAUCAUGCUGUGACGCCCACGCGUUCCCCCAUCUGCACGCCACCACCGUACGCCCGCACGCUCACCUAUGGCCAGUCCCCUCGCUCUGCCUUCAACCGCUACCGCAUCAGGAGCCUGGGGGCCAUUCCGCCAGGGGGCCUUGUGGCUGGGUCGAUAGUGGUGGGAGGAACGGCAGGGGGAGCAGGAGCAGGGGGGAAGUCUGUAGGAGAAGGGACGGAUCUGGAGGCCAUGCUAAAAGGUGCUGCUGGUGCUAGUGCUGGUGCUGGUGCUGGUGCUGGUGCUGGUGCUGGUGCUGAUGCUGGUGCUGGUGCUGCUGACGAUGAUGCUGGUGCAGGGGCGAGUGCUGCAGAAGCAAGUCCUGGAGGGGAGCAGGGUGGUGGUGCUGGUGAGAAGGAGCAGGGUGGGGCGGCCAGCAGGCUGCGGGGGUCAGUGGGGCUCACAGCGCCCUCAGGCCUCACGUGGGAUGAGGAGAUUUCUCGCAAGCUGGCUCUGCGGGGCGUGCAGGUGCGGCCCACCAGCAGCAGCGUGUCAGCGGCCACUCACACCACGCAACAGCCUUCCUCCUCUUCUGAUUUGCACCAGAUUGACGUUACGCAAGGAGGAGCGGCAGAAUCUGUUGCUGCUGAAGCAGUAGUGAGUCCGUGUGAUGGAGAGCGUGCCAGUGCCCGUCUCUCAGUCUCUGACUGGGUCCGAACCUCCCUCGCCUCAACACCUCCUACUGCGGAAGCUGCGGCGGCAGGAGGAGCAGAGGGAGCAGCUGGAGCUUCUGCACCAGGUGAAUUUUCAGGUGAAAUUGCAGGUGGAGGCUCAGAUGAAGGCUCAGGUGGAGGCACAGGGAAGCUGGAGGGAAGGGGACAAGGCAGCAGCGUUUUCUUCGCUAUUCCCGAGGCAUCGAGGCAGAUCUCUGCUGCUCCUGCUGACUGCCUUGGGACAGCAGCAGAUGCAGGAACAGGAUCAAGAACUGCCGGGCGGGCACACGGCCUCCCGCUUGAAUCAGCAGCAGUUGUUUCUGCAUUCGCCCGCCAGGAAGCCUCAUUAGAAUCCCUCUCCUCGGCAUCACCAGAAGCAGCCGCAGCAGCAGCAGCAGCAGGCGGGUCCAACCACUCCCCCAAGCCACCUGCACCAGUUAUCACCUACCCCGAUUUCACCGAGCUCUCCAUUGACCUAUCAGAGACCAUCCCCGUCACCCCCACUCGCUCUGCCAAGGGCGUCUCUCUGCCCACCUCCCCUGCUGCUGCCGCCUUUGCUGCAGCGGUGGCGGAGGUGGACGCGUCCGGAUUCGCUGUACCGGAACAGAUGCUGCGAGCAGAGCAAGGGGGGAAUAGCCUGGGGGCGGAGAAAGGUGCCGGGGGGUCGCAGGCGUCCUGGCGGUCUGGGAGCGGUGCUAGCAGUGGGAGCGUGGGCAGGGGGAAGACAAAGCGCAAGGAGCUUCCCGCCUGCUGCAUGAUAAGCUGAGCUCUUUGCUCUCUGCAUGCAAGCCAUUCAACAUGGUAACUGGCAACCACAUCAUGUCCCAUGGCAACUACAUCAUAUCACAUGGUAACUACAUCAUGUCACAUGGUAACUACAUCAUGUCACAUGGGAACUACAUAUCGCAUGGUAAGUACAUCAUGUCAUAUGGUAACUACAUAUCACAUGGUAACUUCACCCGAAGUGCUUGUCUUCUAAGUGGCAUCCCUCAGUUUGCUUCAAGCUCUUAGUUAUGUUCAUCCACUGCACCCAGAAUUGCUCAGAACCCACUGCACAUUGCGAGAUCUCCCCUUCGGGUACACAAAUCCCUAAGAACCUCCCGCUGCUGUUACUCCAACUGGUGCAGAAUCUGCUUUGGGGCCUUUGGUUGGAGCCCCUUCUAUUUAGAUUUACAGGUAGGUAGGGAUGUAGGGUAGGAUACUAGUAUGGUUAUAGAAUGCGCUGUUGUCUUUGAUAAUCUAUGUAUCUCGUUAGUGUAAGUUCUUUCCACAUUCUCGUUAUAAUACCAAGUAUUGUGGGAUGGUGCUUCCACAUUCUC
Messenger RNA from Closterium sp. NIES-67, 8117 nucleotides. The record is from the annotation of a GenBank genome assembly. NCBI's taxonomy places the organism in Eukaryota, Viridiplantae, Streptophyta, Zygnematophyceae, Desmidiales, Closteriaceae.